CUAAAUACAACUCAAGACACACACCAAAAAAAAUAAAAUAAAAUAAAAAAAUGUUGAAGCCCUUGUUACAAGCACAAAACCACUCCCCCUCCCUCUUCUUUACCUCAUCCCUCAAUCCAAUUAUAUACCCAAUCACAAUCCCGAAACCGCGAUAUACGCGGUCGCAAUCGUGUCUAAGCCGUCGUCGAGAGGCGACUCUGAGGGCUCUUCGGGUGCGCUGCGAGGCUGCAAAUGAGGAGGCGGCAAGAUCUGCGGCGCCGGCAGCAAUGGCGACGAAGAGCCCCGCAAAGGUGAAAGUGGUCGUGACGGUGCAGUCGACUGUCGGCGGAGCCCUCUCGAACGUCGGCCUCGCCCGCGGCCUCGACGACAUCGCCGACUUGCUGGGGAAGACCCUCCUCUUAGAGCUUGCGAGCUCUGAGCUCGAUCCAAGAACGGGGUUGGAGAAGGAGACCAUAGCGGGCUACGCUCACAAAGCAAGCCAACAUUGUGACAAGGUCAAGUAUGAAGGCGAGUUCUCGGUCCCUUCGACGUUCAGAGAAGUAGGCGCGGUGGUGGUGGAGAACGAACACCACAAGGAGAUGUAUCUCCACGACAUCGUGCUCACCACUGCUGGCGACGACGCCACCUCCCUCACCAUCGAUUGUAGGUCGUGGGUGCACUCCAAAUUUGAUAACCCUGAGAAGAGGGUCUUCUUUACUAGCAAGUCCUACUUGCCUUCUCAAACCCCACCGGGGCUCGAGAGGCUGAGGAAGAAAGAGCUGGCGAACAUGCGAGGGGAUGGCACGGGGGAACGGAAGCCAUUCGAGAGGAUAUACGACUACGACACAUACAAUGAUCUUGGCGAUCCCGACAAAGGCCAGGACAUGGCAAGGCCCGUCCUUGGAGACAGCAAAGAGUUGCCUUAUCCGCGUCGAUGCCGCACCGGUCGCCCUAGAACCAAGAAAGACCCACUUUCAGAAGAACGAAGCAGCAGCGUAUACGUCCCGAGGGACGAAGCCUUCUCCGAGGUUAAGGGACUGACAUUCUCGGCGAAGGCCUUUAAAUCUGUACUCCAUGCAGUCGUCCCCUCGAUCGAGACGGCGAUCAUCGACACGAAGCUCGGUUUCCCCUACUUCACAGCCAUUGAUUCACUGUUCAAUGAGGGUGUCAAACUCCCUAAGCAAGAGGGUCUUAGCUUCUUCCGCACCGUAAUACCGCGGGUCAUCAAGGCCUUCGAGGACAGCACCGACAACGUUCUUCUCUUCGAGGCUCCAGAGAUGAUCGAUCGAGACAAGUUUGCAUGGUUCAGAGAUGAGGAGUUCUCUAGGCAAACUCUAGCAGGGCUCAAUCCAUUUAGCAUUCAACUUGUCACAGAGUUCCCUUUUGUCAGCAAACUUGAUCCUGAGGUUUAUGGUCCAGCAAAAUCUGCUAUCACUGCAGAACUUAUAGAGAGAGAAAUUUUGGGUGUCAUGACUGUGGAGGAGGCCCUUAAGAAAAAAAGGUUGUUCGUGCUGGACUACCACGACCUGCUGCUACCGUAUGUGCAUAAGGUGCGCGGGCUGGAAGACACGACCUUGUACGCCUCCCGCACCGUCUUUUUUCUCACCAGCGACGAGACGUUGAUGCCGAUCGCCAUCGAACUCACCCGCCCGGCCUCCCCUACGAAACCUCAAUGGCAGCAAGUCUUCGGCCGCAGCUGGGAUGCCACGGGUGCAUGGCUCUGGAGGCUCGCCAAAGCGCACGUCUGCUCCCACGACGCUGGCUACCACCAGCUUGUCAUCCACUGGCUGAGAACUCACUGCUGCACAGAGCCGUAUAUAAUCGCGGCGAACCGACAGCUGAGUGCGAUGCACCCGAUCUACCGCUUGCUGCACCCGCACUUCCGGUACACUAUGGAGAUCAACGCAAUGGCGCGGGAGUCCCUCAUCAACGCCGGCGGCGUCAUCGAAUCCUGCUUCUCCCCGGGCAAGUACUCCGCCGAGCUCAGCGCAGCCGCUUACGGCAAGCUUUGGCGGUUCGACAUGGAGGCCCUGCCGGCUGACCUAAUCCGAAGGGGAAUGGCGGUGGAGGAUCCGACGGCGGAGCACGGCCUAAGGCUGACGAUAAAUGACUACCCGUUCGCGAACGACGGCCUACUGAUAUGGUCUUCGAUCAAGGAGUGGGUCGGCGAUUACGUCAACCGCUACUACCCGACGGCGGCCGACGUGACGGCGGACCACGAGCUGCAGGCCUGGUGGGAGGACGUCCGGACGAAAGGCCACGCGGACAAGAAGGACGAGCCGUGGUGGCCGACGGUGGCAUCGCCGUCGGAACUAACCCAAGUUCUCACAACCAUAAUCUGGGUGACCUCGGGCCACCACGCCGCCGUGAACUUCGGGCAGUACCACUUCGGCGGAUACUUCCCCAACCGGCCGACCGUCGCGCGGAAGAACAUGCCGGUCGAGGACAUGGGCGGCACGAGCCACGAGGACUUCGCGCGGUUCUUGCGAAAGCCGGAGGCGGCGCUGCUGGAGUGCUUCCCGUCGCAGAUCCAGGCGACGAAAGUGAUGUCCGUGCUGGACGUGCUGUCGACGCACUCGCCGGACGAGGAGUACCUCGGGCAGGAGCCGGAGCCGGCCUGGGCGGCCGACGCGGUGGUGAACGCGGCGUUCGAGAGGUUCAACGGCAGGAUGCGGGAGAUCGAGGGGAUAAUCGACGCGCGGAACGCCGACCCGAAGCUGAAGAACCGGUGCGGCGCGGGAAUAGUGCCGUAUGAGCUCUUGAGGCCCUCCUCCAAACCAGGAGUGACAGGGAUGGGCGUUCCAAAUAGCAUCUCCAUUUGAACAACAAUAUUUAACAAACAAAUCAUGCAUGCACCCAAUAAUUAAUGUUGUAGCUAGCGCAUGCAUUAAUUAAUGGUUGAGUGAGGUAUAUAUAUUACACUAGCUGAGUAAAUAAAAGAACAUUACUUUGCGAGUUCGUCGAUAAAA
Ananas comosus (pineapple) is the source of this 2948-nucleotide messenger RNA. RefSeq names its product linoleate 13S-lipoxygenase 2-1, chloroplastic-like. The record is from RefSeq and is a predicted model, not a curated record. Gene Ontology annotation, biological process: lipid oxidation. The transcript is spliced from 9 exons. Bases 51 to 2801 code for a protein of 916 amino acids. Lineage: Eukaryota; Viridiplantae; Streptophyta; Magnoliopsida; Poales; Bromeliaceae. Gene Ontology annotation, molecular function: protein binding; metal ion binding; oxidoreductase activity, acting on single donors with incorporation of molecular oxygen, incorporation of two atoms of oxygen.